AGAGCUAUGAUAUAUUAAUUAUUCGUAAUUUUUAAUUUUAAAUAGAAUAUAUUUACUUUCGAAGUUAUUAUUUGAGGUUACUUUUACUUUUAUGUAUAUGUAUGAUUUUGAAAGUUUGAUAUUGAACCAGUUAGUAUCAUAAGCAGCACGUUGUUUCCCGCGCAUGGCGUAAAAUUUAUACACGUUACUAUCAUUAGUUAAACAUAUGAGAGCAUGAUCGAAGCAUCUUAUUUAGCAGAACUAUAGAAAGAACAUUUUGUUUUAAUACGAGGAAUCUGUACGGCGUAAUAAAAGACACGCCGAAUUGUAAAACUAGAAUUUGAGGUUAGGAUCGUUUAAGAGUGUAUUUACUCAAGAAAUAAAUAUGCCUACUUGGAAUCAGAUCCAAACUCAACUGCGCAAUCCAAAUAAUCCAGUAGUAUUUUUUGAUGUAUCUGUGGGUACAACAGAAAUUGGUCGUAUGAUUUUUGAACUUUUUGAAGAUGUAUGUCCAAAGACUUCAGAAAACUUUCGACAAUUCUGUACUGGAGAAUAUAGAAAGGACGGUGUACCAUUAGGAUUUAAAGGUGCUAUAUUUCAUAGAGUGAUCAAAGAUUUCAUGAUACAAGGAGGAGAUUUUGUAAAUGGUGAUGGUACUGGAGUAAUUAGUAUCUAUGGUGGUGGAACUUUUCCUGAUGAAAACUUUACAUUGAAACAUGAUUCACCUGGAUUACUUUCUAUGGCAAAUAGUGGAAAGGAUACUAAUGGUUGUCAAUUUUUUAUUACAUGUGCUAAAUGUAAUUUUUUAGAUGGAAAACAUGUGGUUUUUGGAAGAGUAAUAGAUGGUUUAUUGGUCAUGAGAAAAGUAGAAAAUGUCCCUACUGGACCAAAUAAUAAACCAAAGAUACCUGUAACAAUUUCUCAAUGUGGUCAGAUGUAAAGGAAACUUUUUUAUUUACGAAGACUGUUAUCCAUAACAGAUUUAAUAUUAUCAAAAAGAAAAAACAAUUCAUUUUACUAUAUAAUAAUCUAAAGGGUACAUAACAGAAAAUAUAUUUUAAUACAAUUUAUAAAAAUUGUAUCAUUGACUUUGAAUCUGUAUCCUUAUCAUCACCUUUAAUAUUACUGAACUAUAUUUCACAUAUUGCCUAUAGCUAUUCAGUAAUAUCCAAUUUCUAUAAAUUAUUAAUUAUGAUCUACUUAUUACAUUAACUUAAAUCAUUUCUAAAAUCAUGAUUAAUUUAAAUUACACUAUGAAUU
Messenger RNA from Vespula pensylvanica (western yellowjacket), 1239 nucleotides. Its product is annotated as peptidyl-prolyl cis-trans isomerase H. Gene Ontology annotation, molecular function: peptidyl-prolyl cis-trans isomerase activity. The transcript has 2 exons. Gene Ontology annotation, cellular component: intracellular membrane-bounded organelle. The coding region runs from base 365 to 919 and encodes 184 amino acids. NCBI's taxonomy places the organism in Eukaryota, Metazoa, Arthropoda, Insecta, Hymenoptera, Vespidae. Gene Ontology annotation, biological process: protein peptidyl-prolyl isomerization; protein folding. The record is from RefSeq and is a predicted model, not a curated record.